GGGGUCUCUACAUCAUCUAUGACGUGGCCCUGGUGGACCUGCAAGAGUUGGAGCAACAUCUGCUGCUCACUGCGUCUCAUUUCAUACAGAGGAGCAGAGAAUCGCAUGCGUCUGAUGGAUCUGGAGGAGACCUUCACUCUCUGGCUAGAAUGGAUGUGGAUCGGUUGGCUGUACUUUUAGACAUAUGGACAUGUGAAACAGAAUUUCUGGAGCACAAAAUACAGCUCUUGAAUUGCUAUUUGGAGGCGUAUCAGCAUGUCACAGAUCCAGAGGAGCAGUUCAGAUUGGCUCAGGUCAUCACAGAUGUCAUGCACAGAAGGCCACAGAUUGAUUUUACUGCUGGAUAUUUUGUUCAAGCUUACAGGGACACGAUCGUCUGCAUCCACAGCCACCAACAGCUUAUCAAACUAGUGCUGAACAACCAUAUUGAUGAGCAGCGGCAGUACCUGGAGAGAAUAUGGAGGGAGGGACAGAAAGGUUGUCCUAGUGAAUACGGCCUGCCACCAAACUGCAUCCCUAAACAUUUGGUAUCAGUCGGUGGAAGCAGGCCUUCUUUGAAGAGUGUGUAUUUUUUAGAGAUACACCCCUCUUUGUGUUUGGCGUCUCGGCUGUAUGAGGAUCUUGAACGGUCCUGUACUGAACUAUUUGAGCUGCACAGAGCCAAAACACCAUCUCAGAGAGUCAACCUUGAGCAAAGGCUCUUGAAAACGGCCCUGCAUCGUUGGCACACGCUUGCAGCUCCUGGCACCACCUACAGUUCUCAGAUCCAGAGAGACUUGUUCUCAGAUGGGUUCGUGGAAGAUCCUGUUCUGGUCAGAGUGCUAGGAAUGUCCGUUGUGAGAUCUGCAGAGGAACAGGAGAGGAAACAAGGCAAAGACAGACAGUUGUUCAUGCUGAAGAUGUUCUGCACAUUGUUAGAGCUCGUCACACUCCGUCACCGCAUCAUUGAAUCCGCUUCAGAAACUGAACAUCUGUCCCAAUUAUAUAAAUCAGUGGCCAGAGUGAUGGGCUUUGACGAUGUUCAUUUGUACAUGCGGCCGGUGCAGUUUGAGGUUGCUGUGAGGAAAGAGACUACAAAACAACUUCCCGUCUUCAUCACCGCCCUUCAGGACGACAAACAGAAUGCGGACAGGUUUGCCCCAAACUGCCUGCCUCUGUGUGUUCAGGAACUUGAUGAGAGUGAUAUUGGCAAAUUUAGCUUUCAAUCUAACGAAGCAGUUCUACAGCUCAUGAAUCAGUCCAGCUUGGAGAACCUGCAUGUGGUUCUGGUGUGUCAGGUGGUUCAGAAGAAUGCUCUGAUUGGAGCGCUUAAACAAGCGUCCUUGUGCUAUAGGAUAGAGAAGCUGGAUCAGUCCUCGGAUACAGAGCUGCCACUGCAGCAUGAGGGAUCGGCUUCCUCUGAAACCAGGAGACGUGCCUUAGCUACUAGAAACAGGCUUGCAGGGGCUUUUGUGUCCAUUCAGCUGGAGAAAGUAGGAGUUCGAGAUGAAAUGCUGAAUGCCUUUAUAAAGAAGAAAGAACAGACGAGUUCGCUGAAGCUAAGCUCUGAAGAAGUGGCCAGGAUCAAGAGGAAACUGAUUCUGGAUUUCUGUCACAAAUUUAACAUGCGCAUGUCACAGAGUUGUGUCCGAGGGCAGGUUGUAGCUCUUUGCCACAGUUUCACCUCACUGCUCCACGAGGUGCCACACAUCCGCGACCAACACUUUGUGAUGGGAACACCCAACGAAACCAGAUCAGACCUGCAGUCAGAGGACAGAGUGUGUCCUGAUCCAAGGACAUUUCAGCCUCGUCCCAGAAGACUGCUAUCAGCCGAUGGAAAGACUCUAGUAAACCUGUGGUUCAUCCCUCAUCAUACAGAAGUGCUGCUCAUGUUCAGGAUUCUGGAGGAGAAG
Messenger RNA from Pimephales promelas (fathead minnow), 1892 nucleotides. NCBI's taxonomy places the organism in Eukaryota, Metazoa, Chordata, Actinopteri, Cypriniformes, Leuciscidae. The record is from RefSeq and is a predicted model, not a curated record.